GUCCAUCCUCUGCACCCAGCCGACGGGCGGAUGUGACGUUCUGGGCCGCUCGGUUGCUGCGCAGUUCUCCGGAGAAGAGCGGACGAGGGCGACGGAAAGGUGCAGCCAGGAGGGACUUGGAUUUGUGGUCGCGGCAGCUCCCGGCGGCACUAGCCCCCGCCCAGGCUCGGCCCCCUCCCGCCUCAGGCCCCGAGAGCGAGAGAGCGACAGCCGGGCUGGGGCCGCCGCAACGAAGCGCCGCAGCUUGGAGAGGUCACUUUAAAGGCUUUUCUUGGCCUAGCUGUAGGAGCGGUGGGGCGAGUAGGCCUGGCCAAGUAAGUUCCUCGGGCUCAGGAAGAUCUGAAUCUGGCCGCCUCGCUUGGCCUUGCUUGGGCCGCUUACUCUACGCUGGCGUUCACUGGCAUUCAGCGGCGACAAAGAAAAUGGCAUUUACUGAAAUCAUGAAUCCUGUUUAUAGUCCUGGAUCUUCUGGAGUUCCCUAUGCAAAUGCCAAAGGAAUUGGUUAUCCAGCUGGAUUUCCAAUGGGCUACGCAGCUGCGGCUCCUGCCUAUUCUCCUAACAUGUAUCCUGCAGCAAAUCCUACAUUCCAAACAGGUUAUACUCCAGGCACACCAUAUAAAGUCUCCUGUUCACCCACCAGUGGUGCAGUGCCCCCCUAUUCCUCAUCACCCAACCCCUACCAAACUGCAGUAUAUCCGGUUCGAAGUGCCUAUCCGCAGCAGAAUCCAUAUGCACAGCAAGGCACUUACUACACACAGCCUUUAUAUGCAGCACCACCCCACGUAAUUCAUCACACUACAGUUGUGCAGCCCAAUGGAAUGCCAGCAACAAUGUAUCCAGCGCCAAUUCCACCCCCCAGAGGAAAUGGUGUCACCAUGGGAAUGGUGGCUGGGACCACAAUGGCAAUGUCAGCAGGUACCUUGUUGACAACACAUUCCCCAACUCCUGUAGCCCCUCACCCAGUUACAAUGCCCACUUAUCGGGCCCCAGGAACUCCAACCUAUAGCUACGUGCCCCCACAAUGGUGAUUACCAUGCAGUGUUUGAAGAUGGGAGAUAUGCAAUCAAGUAACUGAGGUUAAAAGUUGGUGCUGAAGCCCUCAUGCCUCCAACCAGGACUUAUUUCUUCUGAAUGCUUUCAACCCUUUGCUAAACACUAAUUCCAGAUCACUGAAGAUUUCCCAGUGCUGCAUAUCUUACAUCUUGGAACUCCAGCAGUUAGUCUUAAAGCAACCUUGUUUUGUGGACUGUCUUGCAAUUUUUAGCUAAUUAUAAUGAUUAAAGGGAGUAUAAAUUUAUUGAUCAUAUCUAGUUGAAUGCAUGUCUAAAACUCACAAAGCUUGCUCAAUCUACCUGCUGUGACUGAUGCAAAAACUGUCAUAUGCAAAAUCCAAAGGAGCCGAAAAGUAUUUUACAAUUUGUAUCACUAAUGCACUGUUGUAAUGUAUGCAGGGUCUUAAGAGGUAGAAUUGUGACAUUGAUUUUUUUCCAUAGAUAAAUUAGCAAGUGCUUUGACCUUUUAAGGUUAAUGAAGGCACCAGUCAAAGGGGGCACAGUUAAGUGAUACUUUCCUUUCUUUGUUCAGUGACUGGAAAAUGAGUUUGUAGUUUGUAGCAAUCUUACAGAGGAUCAGUUUACGAUGUGUAUCUUUUCCAUUCCCUUUUUUCCUUUUGGGAUUCAGUGUUAUAUGGACAUUCUUAAGGAUAAGAAUGGAAUUUUAUGGAAAACAUAUGGUUAUCCAUGAAAAAAAGCAAUCUGACAUUCUGUCUAAAUCAUCAGUGCAUACUUAUUUCAUUGGAAUGCUAUGGUUGACCUCCCAGAAAAAUCAGUUUUAAAUGAUUGAGGUGUCCAGAAGAGAUUUCCACACUGCCAAUAGAAUCAAAUUUCUUUUUGUUUCAUUUCCCCCCCAAAGAUGUAUUAGUCCUCAUCAGCUAAAAAAUUCAGUUUGAACCAGCUUGCUUUUACAAAAAUAGUUGUCAAUAUUUCAGAGUCAAUAGAAAGAAAUUCAGAGGUUCUGAAGAAAGUGUCCAUGUCUGAUACAUUAAACAGCCAUGUUCUUUUGCAGCAUGGAUUAUGAACAAAAAGUGGUAGGAGUUGUAAGAUAUCAAAGUUUUUUUUAAGUAGUACUAAAUUAGAAAGUGAUCAGCAUUAUUUUUUGGUAAUACCAUUUUUGUCAUAAUCUUAAAUGUCUACUUUUUACCACCUCAGUUGAAUUUGGAAAACAAGUGAAUUAAGAAAGCAGAUGCAGUAUUUCAUUGCAAUGAACCACUUCUGAACUCCUUGCUUUCAGCUUUGAGUUUUUAUAGAAGUACCUCAGUCAGUGCUGUGGGAUUAUAGGGCUAGUCUUGAAACCAGUUUGUGUACCAAAAUUAUUAUGGAAUGUUUUAGUUUUAGUUUCAGUGCUAAUAGCAAUCAAGGGCUUUCUUUAAAUUGGCAUCAUUUAGGAAAACAGUAAUGGAACAUUUUUUUCCCCACCCUUCCUGCAAUAAAUUGUGCAGUAAAUAGCUAUAAAGGUUCCCUUUUAAAGUUGAUAUUUGUAUGCUAGUUUGUAGUGUUGAUAGAGAAUUCUCAAGGGUUUUAUAAAAAUGCGAGACUGAAUAUCCCUCUGCUUAUUUGGGGCAAUCAGUUUUUAAAUCAGUCUUAGUAGCUACAUCUGUGUAGCAUGUAUGCUGAUUUUAAUGCUGCCAUUCCAUAUUUUCCUGGGGAAGGAAGCUUCUCACCUCAAACCCCAGUAGAGGUGAGGGCCUUGAUUACCUUAUUUUUUACAAUGAACAUUUCUUCUUCUUUUUUUAUUUAAUGUUUUGCAUUUUCCAUGGAUCACCAUUCUAUAUGACCUCCUUGAUCCAAAAGCCUUUAGCACAACAACAGCAACAACAACACAUGAAUUUGCAUAUUGAAUAUAUGUUGCAGCUUAGACAGUUCCAUAAUACAGAAACAAAAAAAGCUACCUUACCAUUUUAGUCUGUACUGCUUUGGUGAGACUGCUUAGCUGUUCCAUUUGUGAAGCCGGUUUAUAGUUCCAGUUUCUAAAUGCUCCACAGACUAGUGAUCGCUCAAUAGGCACAGUUGUCCAAUAUCACAAAUAUUGAAAGUAAAAUCUUUUUAGCCAUAUAUAAAAGUUGCAAGCUUUGAAACAUGGCUGUGUUGGGAACACAUUGAAAAGAAAUGUAAGCACUGCUGCCGCCAGUCUCUUAAAUUAAAUGCCCUGAACUCUUCAGCUAACGCAGCACUUUGUCAGUGGUAAGGACAAAUUAUAAUUUAUUCUCCUCAAGCUCCAGAUUUGUAAAUGCUUCCUCUUUUUCAAACACAGAAGUAGCAACAGCCUUUAGGUGAUCUCACUUGAGCACUUUUCCCUAAGUUGUGUUAUGGGAUUCAUCUGCAAGGGAGGAAGAGGACUUCUUGCAAAAGUUGCUGCACCUUCCAGAAAUUCUAGUCUGUGGGUGGGCGGGAGGGAUGGAGGGAGGGAGAGGGCAUUUCACUGGGGGUAGUCCCAUGCCUCCAGUAGAGUCAGUAGAGAAGUAACCAAAAGCACAGUAAUGAGAGGAUGUAUAUAGCUUGGUAUAUUGUUGCAAAUAAUAAAAAGCAUGAAUAUGAAACUGAAAGUUUGUAUUUCAAGUGGGUUAUAGGUAACAGGGGAGUGUUGAGGCAUUUGUGCUCCUGCUUCCUGUUUGUUCCCUGUUUGGAAUUCCUGUGGGGGAGUGGGAUGGGGGGUGGGUAGGUAGGUGGUAAAACCUCAAAUUUUUAGUUUGUGGCUGCAUUGAAGUUCCCCAGAAGCUUUAAAGGGAGCUGAUGCAGUAUAGACAAGGCUCAAUUCAAGCUGCUUUCAAUUGAAUGCAGCCUUGGAAAUAUACUUGGAAGUGAAUGAAACAUUUCAGCAAUAACAGAAAAGAAAAGAUCUUGUCUUAACUUCAAAUGUUAUGUUUUUAAAUGUUGAAGAUAUCAGUGAGGAGGCAUUCCCAAAGUAGAUACAGUAUUUAUGUGUCUCCUCUAAAAUAGUUGCAAAAUGCACACCUAUAGAAAUGCUAUUUGCCCAAGAAGCUAGUAGAUGUAUUCAGCAGUGUUUAGCACUAACAAAAUGGCUGGAAACUAAGCCUCCACUUAACUUUUUCUGGCAGUAAAAAUGUAAUUAAAGUGUUGACCUACAAAAAAGGCAAGUACUAAGACCAGCGAUUAACCAUGAAAGGUGUUUUGAUGCCAUGGUGGAAAUAAUGGGGGAGGGGAGUUCAGUUCAGUUGAAUUCCAAAACUGAAAAGCCACUUGGAACACAACACUUCAAAUCAGUUUGGACUACAGGUUAUGGUACAGUCUUUGUAUAGGAAUACUCCAUGUCAGCAGCUCUUCAGUCCUAAUUUCUAUAGAAAAUGUUGAAUUGAUUGGGCAAACCCUCCUCUUCCUAUGUGUUUCUAAUGAGCAUUUGUUCCAAUUGCUUGAGCAUGGUGUUGCAGAACUAGCCUCAUUUUCUUCCAGUUAAAAUAUAGGAUUUUAGAUGACAGUGUUCACAGAGCAGAAUAUCUGAAAGUUGCUUACACUGCAGUGUUGAAUUGACCCUUUCAGGCAAAUAACCAAUGCUGAGUGGCUGCUUUGGAGAAAAAUCAGCACCAGUAAUUAAUUUCCUGAGAGCUGUGAGAUUCAGCAUGUUAUUCUCUGUUAGGUAACGCUGAUAGCAAGCAUCAAGGGAACAGCCCAAAUAGUAAGCAAAUGCCCUUUUAACCUUUGCAUGUAAAGUACUAAACCCCAAUUCCAGAGCUUGUUUUGUGGCUUUUUGUGUUCACAUGGUGCUUCUUUUCCAGCAGCCUUCCUGUUGAUCUCUGUGUGGUCAUUGCUUGUUAGCUUGUGAAACAGUCACUUCCAUUUGGAGUGCAAGGGGAAAACGGUGCAACAGGGAAGCUGCAUGUGUGCAUUGAAGCAUCUGUGAAAAUGUCUUGGUCAGGCUGACUCUUGAACUGCCGUUUCAAGGCUACUGAAGGCAUCUUAUUGCUGUUUGUGAGAGACUAAGAUGAGAGACAAUUUCAGAGAGAGAGGGCAUCUGACUCUAAUGUGACAUGGAAAUAUUUGAGUAUCCUAAUUUCAGGAGCCAACAUAACAUAUCAAUAUUUUGAACGAUUAGACCUCCACUUACCCAACAGCAGUAUCUGUGUGAAUUUUUCAAUCUGAUAAGACUUUUGAGCACUUAGCAAGCAAACUGGGGAAGCUUCAUUUAGCUUGCUGCUGUACAGACUUGUUUUUAGUAGAAUGGAUUUGUUAGUGGGAUUUUAUUGUAGUGCUAUUAUUGGCUGCCCUUGUGGGGUGAAAAGCGGGAGUGCAUGCAACAAAGGUGCAAGAGGCCCCAGUAAUAGUGUUUGUUAUGGAAUAGGCACAGGUUUCCUUUUUUAUAACUUUUUUUUAAAGACUGUCUUAAAGCAGUUUGUAUUGGUACUUUUUCCCAAGUUUAGGUCAAUGUUGUCUUCCAGAACAAGUUUAAAGCAUCACAUCUGCAUUGAACUUUUGCAUCAACACAUAGGAGUGGCAAUUCCAUUCUGAGCCAAUUGUGUAAAAUUCAUUUUUAUUUUUAUGCAAUCCAAUGAGUAGAUGAGCUCAGAGUUAAAUUCUUAAAAGCACGUUUAUGUAACAGGAAUUGUUAUGUAUUAAUACUUCAGUUUUCAAUAAAGAUUGACUGUGUUGCUUA
Molecule: messenger RNA, 5664 nt
Organism: Varanus komodoensis (Komodo dragon)
Lineage: Eukaryota; Metazoa; Chordata; Lepidosauria; Squamata; Varanidae
Gene: FAM168B
Product: family with sequence similarity 168 member B
Exons: 8
Coding region: 423-1028 (201 amino acids)
Source: RefSeq, a predicted model, not a curated record